Benincasa hispida (wax gourd) is the source of this 4580-nucleotide messenger RNA. The record is from RefSeq and is a predicted model, not a curated record. NCBI's taxonomy places the organism in Eukaryota, Viridiplantae, Streptophyta, Magnoliopsida, Cucurbitales, Cucurbitaceae.
CUCAUGGCCUUGAUUGUAAGGUUGCUUUCAUUCUCCACACGUGCCUUAAAUCUCUUGAAGAUUUCAAAUACUUCUGAUUUUUCCUUCAAAAAGUACACCCAUGUUUUUCUAGAAAAAUCAUCAAUAAAGAGAAGGAAAUAUUUACUUUUACCACGAGACUCUGGUUUGAUCAUUCCACACACAUCGGCAUGGAUGAGUUCUAAAGGCUUCUUUGCUCAUGUCAUAGACUCCUUCGGAAAACUACUUCGAUGAUGUUUGCCAAGCAAACAUCCUUCACACACUUGGUUUGGCUUGUGAAUGUGUGGUAAACCUCGCACCAUCUUCUUCUUCAACAAAUCUUCUAGACUUCCAAAAUUGAGGUGCCCGAACCGUAGAUGUCAUAACCAAGAGAGAUCUUCAUAAUACGUCUUCAAGCAUUUUGAAACAUCAUUACAUAUAUUCAAAGGAAACAUUCAGUUUUUGGUCAUGGAGACUUUAGUAAUAAGUCUCUCAUGAUUAUCCCUCAAAUACAAACAAUUGUUUUUCAUUUAAACUUCAAAACCUUUCUCUAACAAUUGUCCUACACUCAAUAUAUUAUUUUUUACAUUGGGAAUGUAAUAAACGUUUGUGAUAUAUUGAUUUUCUCCAUUUUUUAACCGAAUGAGAAUUUUACCUAUUCCUUUGAUGGCAGCCAAAGAAUUGUCUCCAAAGGCAAUAUUACCUUUCUCCAUCUCGUUCAACUCUACAAACAUCUCGCGUUUUCCACACAUGUGAUUCGAGGCUCCUGUGUCAAGAUACCACAUACUAUCUUGACUCUCUUCUUCUCCCUUUGAAACCAUAAAUAAUGUUCCAUUCUCCUCUGCAUAAUUGGAUUGCCCUUGAUGGGCUUUUGAUGUGCUAGUGGUUGAUCGGUCCUGAUGCUUUCGAUCAAUCGGCUCUGUUUGAGAUGAGUAACACUCAUUCGCAUAAUGUCCAUAUUUGUUACAAUUAUAACAUUUUACCUAAGAUUUAUCUCUUCCGGUCCUUCCACCAUGUCUUCUAUGACCUCGACCUCCUCUUCCUCUUGAGGAUUCAGAUGAGUUUUGAGAAACAUCGAUGUUGGCUUCACCUCUUCCACCAUGGCCUCGACCACCACAACCUCUUCCACGUCCACGACUAUUCUCCUCUUUGAUUUUGAGUUGGAGAAGUUGUUCAACGGUCUAUGUUUGCUCCAUCCUCCUUUUCUUUUUCUCCUCAUAGGCUUGUAACGAGCCUAUAAAUUGUUCAAUUGUCAUGUUCUCGAGAUCCUGUGUCUCCUCGAUCGUCGUGGCGAUGAUCUCGAACUUUGUAUUUAGGCUUCGUAGAACCUUCUCCAUGACACAAACAUCGGUGAUUUCUUCACCAUUUCGUUUCAAUUGGUUGACGACAACCAUUACUUUUGUGUGAUAUUCCGCUAUCACCUCCGUCUCCUUCAUUUGUAAAGAUUCAAACUCACCACUUAAGGUUUGCAACCGUACUUUUUUCACACGAUCGGCUCCUCUAUGAGUCGAUUGGAGUUUGUCCCAUGCCGCCUUUGACAUCUCCGCAUUGGCGAUGGUCUCAACGUAUCUUCGUCCACCGAUUGAUACAAGAUAUAAAGGGUCUUCUUGUUCUUCUUUCUUGUCUCCUUUAACGCAUCUCUUUGCGCUUGAUUGGCUUCAGCUUCUACCUCUUGGAAAUCGUUCUCCACGAUCUCCCACACGUCUUGUGCUCUUAGUAACGCUUUUAUCUUGAUGCUCCAAUUGUCAUAGUUGAGCUUGGUAAGCAUUGGUAGUUGAAGUGAACCUAUCCCACCGUUGGCCAUUUUUCUCUCAAUAUUUUCUACUAGCUCUGAUAGCACUAUGUUAGAAAAAAACGUGGAGGAAAAAUAUGAAAAAUGAGAGAUAUAUUUUCCAUUCAACUAAGCAUGCCUUUAUAUAGGCUUACAAAUAUAACCAUAGGAAUGCCAAUGGUUACAAAAGUCUCAUAACUCACAUAACUCCUAUAACUUAAAAAUGUCAUCAAAUGCUCAUAACUCACAUAACUCCUAUAACUCAUAAAUCACUAUUGGUUACAAAAAACUAAAAGUUACAAAACUCAAAAGUCACACUAAAUACCACAAAUAAAGUUUAAUAAUGACAGCUUGUGCUUUGAGAAAAGAUUUGAAGUUGUUUCCAUGCGGUGAUUUGACUGAAAUUGGAGAAAGAGAGAUAAAUAUGAGUGGGGGACAGAAGCAGUGGAUACAAAUUGCUCGUGUUGUUUAUCAUGAUGCAGAUGUUUAUCUCCUCGAUGAUCCUUUCAGUGCAGUCGAUGCUAAUACAGGAACCCAACUCUUCAAGGAUUGUUUGAUGGGUGUUCUCAAAGAGAAGACUAUAAUUUAUGUAACCCACCAAGUUGAAUUUCUACUGGUAGUCGACCUCAUUUUACAUGAAAGGUGGAGCUUUUGUCCCAAUCAUAGUCUUGGCUCACACAUUAUUCCAAGCACUACAAAUAGCCAGAAAUUACUGGAUGACGUGGGCUUGUCCAACUACAAGCGAGAGAGAACUAAAAGUUGGGAUGAAUAUCGUACUAGUUGUGUAUUUUCUACUUGCAGUUGGAAGUUCACUAGGCUUGCUGCUGCGAUCAACAUUAUUAGCAGUUAAUAGGACUUCAAACAGCACAAAAGUUCUUCAAAGAUUUGGUAUUUAUAAUCUUUAUACCUGUUACUGCAACCUGCAUCUGGUACCAAGUAAGCAGUUUACUCUUUCAGACUAGAUAUCCGCAAAUUAUAUAAUAUAUGACUUCUAAUCAACUAUGUUUUUUCUUAUUAUGCUAGCAAUAUUACACACCCACAACAUGUUAAUCCUCCACCACUUUGCAGAAUCCCUAGUAGGAUUAGCAACUAUCCGUGCCUAUAAUCAAGAUGACCAGUUUUUCAAUACUAACCUUUGUCUUAUUGAUGAAUUCUCAAAGACAUGGUUCCAUAAUGCUUCAGUUAUGGAGUGGCUCUCCUUCACUCACAUUUUUUUUUUGCCUUUUCAUUGGUUUUGCUACUCUCCCCAAAGGAAUUAUUGACCCAAGGGGGUAUCUCAAAUAUGUUGGAAAUGUUAUGUGCUUCAUAAUUAAAGUUGAAAUACAAAACCUGGAAAAUUUGACAACUGUGUGAAUAUCUUGAUAUAAACUAAAAAUUGUUUUAGCAUGAAUUUGGAAUUCAUGAUCAAAUUAUCCAAGUUUUCAUCAAAUGAUAAUUAAUUUGAAAUUAAAAAUUUAUUUUUUUAACCCAUAUUAAAUAGGAAAAAUUAAGUAUUCAUUAUGAUUUGAAAUCUUCUUUAGGUAAUGCAGGCUUGGCAGUGUCAUAUGGGAUAAGCUUGAAUUCGCUACAAGCUUUAGCUAUAUGGAGUCUUUGCAAUGCACAAUACAAAAUCAUUUCAGGAGAAAGAAUUCUUUAGUACUCAAAAUUAAAAAGUGAAGCACCUCAUGUUAUUGAAGACUAUAGACCACCAAACAAUUUGCCGCAAGAGGGGAGUAUCACUUUCAAGAAUCUGCAGGUGUGUCUCUACAAAAUAAUAAUGGUAAAACUCUUCGGUUUGAGAAAGAAUCAGAAUACUCUAUUCAUUCAUCAAAGAUAUGAAUAUAUACAAGUGUACAAAGCAUAGAAAAGGAAAAUAUCACAAAAUAUUUACAAGAAUGGAAAGCUCUAACUAUAGAAUUAUAACACUCCCCCUCAAGUUGGAGCAUAUAUGUUAAUCAUGCCCAACUUGUUACAUAUAUAAUCUAUACGUCUUCUAUCCAAUGCUUUCGUGAAGAUAUCUCCUAAUUGUUCUCCAUUCUUCACAUAUCAUAACAACUCUUGUUGAAUUUUCUCACGUACAAAAUGGCAAUCAACUUCAAUAUGUUUAGUCCUUUCAUGAAAUACUGGAUCAGACGCAAUAUGAAGUGUUGCUUGAUUAUCACACCACAACUUUGUCAGUGUAGUGAUUUUAAAUCCCAACUCAACAAGAAGUUCAUAUAUCCAAAUCAAUUCACACACAGAUUGUGUCGUUGCUCUAUAUUCUGAUUCUACACUUGAACGUGACACCAUCUUUUGCUUCUUACUCUUCCAAGAAAUCAAAUUACCACCAACAAAAACACAAUACCCUGAGGUUGAUCUUCUGUCUUCUUUAGAUCCUGCCUAAUCAACGUCUGAGAAACAUUCAAUAUUAGUAUGACCAUAAUCCUUAUAUAAUAAACCACGCCCGGGAGCAGCCUUCAAAUAACAAAGAAUCUGUUCCAAUGCAGCCCAAUGAUCAACUGUAGGGCAUGACAUGUACUGACUUACAAUACUUACUGAAUAGGCUAUGUCGGGUCGAGUCACUGUAAGGUAAUUAAGUUUUCUCACUAACCUCCAAUAUCUUUCAGGAUCUUUUAACAAUUCUCCAUCUUUUGUGAGUUAUAAGUUGGGCAUUAUUGGGGUACUACAUGGCUUAGCCCCUAGCUUUCCUGUUUCAGUCAACAAGUCAAGUACAUAUUUUCUCUGUGAUAAUAGAAUUCAUUUCUUGCUUCUCAUUACCUCAAUUCCUAAGAAGUAUUUCAACAUGCCCAAAACUUUUGUAUGAAAUUGACUAUGAAGAAAGGUCUUUAGAGAC